Messenger RNA from Verticillium alfalfae VaMs.102, 1587 nucleotides. Its product is annotated as polyamine transporter TPO5. The transcript is spliced from 2 exons. NCBI's taxonomy places the organism in Eukaryota, Fungi, Ascomycota, Sordariomycetes, Glomerellales, Plectosphaerellaceae. Gene Ontology annotation, biological process: transmembrane transport. The record is from RefSeq and is a predicted model, not a curated record. Gene Ontology annotation, molecular function: transmembrane transporter activity. Gene Ontology annotation, cellular component: membrane. Bases 1 to 1587 code for a protein of 528 amino acids.
AUGGAGCCCAAUCGCAAUGCCCCCAGCGCCGAAAAGGCUCUCCAGCGCCUGGGGUACACCAGCGAGCUGCCGCGCAACCUCAGCAUGAUGAGCAUCCUGGGCAUGUCCUUCGCCAUCAUGGCGGUGCCCUUUGGCCUGUCAACGACCAUGUACAUCACCCUCACCACCGGCCAGUCCGUCAGCGUGCUCUGGGGUUGGGUCCUCGUCUCACUCAUCUCAUGCUGCAUUGCUGCGUCCCUGGCCGAGAUUUGCGCCGUUUACCCGACCGCUGGCGGCGUCUACUACUGGUCGGCCAUGCUGAGCACCCCGGAGUGGGCGCCGAUCGUCAGCUUCAUUGACGGAUGGUUGACUCUCGUGGGCAAUUGGACCGUCACGCUGUCGAUCAACUUCUCCGGCGCCCAGCUUGUGCUCAGCGCCAUCUCUAUCUUUGAUGAGGAUUUCGUGCCCAACGAGUGGCAAACCGUCCUCGCCUUCUGGGCGGUCAUGCUCGUCUGCGCCCUGGUCAAUGCAUUCGGCUCUAGGCAUCUGGACCUGAUCAACAAGGUCUGCAUUUACUGGACUGGCGCCAGCGUGGUCAUCAUCCUGGUCACCCUCUUAGCGACGGCAGAUCAGCGCAGAUCCGCCGAGUUUGUCUUCACUCACUACGAUCCAUCUGCCAGCGGCUGGCCCUCUGGAUGGUCCUUUUUCGUAGGCUUGCUCCAGCGCUAUGGCAUGGUCGCUGCCAUGUGUGAAGAGGUCCAGCACCCUGAGAGCCAGGUGCCGAAAGCCAUUGUCUUAUCCGUCGUUGCAGCGGGUAUCACAGGUAUCUUCUACCUUGUGCCGCUGCUAUUUGUGCUGCCCGACAUUGAGAUGCUUCUUGGCGUCGCCAACGGCCAGCCCAUUGGUCUCCUCUUCACCACUGUUACAGGCUCCAAGGCGGGUGGUUUCUGCCUCCUGUUCCUCAUCCUGGGCAUCCUCUUCUUCGCAGGCGUGGGCGCCCUAACUGCCGCCUCACGCUGCACCUACGCCUUUGCACGCGAUGGCGCUAUCCCCGGCUACCGCCUCUGGAUGAAGGUCAACAAGAAGCUCGACGUGCCGCUGUGGGCCCUGGCCCUCUCCACCGUCGUCGAUUGCGUCCUGGGCCUCAUCUUCUUCGGCUCCUCAGCCGCCUUCAACUCGUUCACCGGCGUCGCCACCAUUUGUCUGUCGACGUCGUACUGUGUCCCCGUGCUCGUCAACAUGAUCCGCGGCCGCAAGGUCGUCGCCCGCUCGCCCUACCCGCUCGGCCGCUUCGGCUACCUAAUCAACGGCAUAUCCGUGCUGUGGAUCGUCUUUGCUGUGGUCAUCUUCUCCAUGCCUGUCGCCAUUCCCGUCACGGCCUCGUCCAUGAACUACGCGAGUGUCGUCUUUGCUGGAUUUGCUCUCAUCAGUGCCGUGUGGUAUCUCGCCUACGCUAGGAAGAACUUCACCGGCCCGCCUGUCGCGCAGGACGGCUCGGACGACGAGCCCAAUGCGGUCAUGGGUAAGUCGCUGAGCGGGCCGGAAGGCGUGGCCGCAACCCAUGUACCCGAAGCCACGCUCGAUGAUGAGACAAAGAAGGCGUAUUAA